Schistosoma haematobium is the source of this 6844-nucleotide messenger RNA. RefSeq lists its product as uncharacterized. Gene Ontology annotation, molecular function: calcium ion binding; X11-like protein binding; kinesin binding. Bases 184 to 4110 code for a protein of 1308 amino acids. Gene Ontology annotation, cellular component: cell surface; postsynaptic membrane. Gene Ontology annotation, biological process: positive regulation of synaptic transmission; positive regulation of synapse assembly. The record is from RefSeq and is a predicted model, not a curated record. NCBI's taxonomy places the organism in Eukaryota, Metazoa, Platyhelminthes, Trematoda, Strigeidida, Schistosomatidae. The transcript has 15 exons.
AUCCUACUCGACGAGGAUUAGCGGAAUUUCUGAGAGUUUGAAACAGAAAAAUCAUUUAAGUGUCGUUUUAAUAAUGCCAGUAUAGUAUGGACUCUAGUUUCUGAACGAAAAAGAACUCACCAUACAAUGGUCCUUUUUUCUAUGGAUACUGGGUCAACGUGAACAUCAUUACAUUGUCUUUGAAUGUUCUCAUCCUUCAACAGUUGCUGGGUACGCUACAUUAAGUGUACGCGGGAACUACGACGGAGUAGGAUGAAGUGUCGUUUGACGUUCUUAAAUUUACUUCACUUAUUAACAUUCGUGCAAUGUGAACUGUUUUGGAAUUUCCCACGUAAUUCAAGGGAAGUUUUUCAUGCGUAUGUGAAUGAAAAAGCACAUACUAUACAAGUAUUUCCGUCAAUUCAAGUUAAACUAACUAAUGAUUCAAAACUAUGUUCCAUCUCAUUACUAUCAUCUGGCAGAAAUAGUGUCCCUAACUUUAUUCAUGGUAAUGUUUUAAACCAAGAGAAAGGAUAUGGUUAUUUAACUUUCAAUGAAACAUCAUAUCGUCAUGCUAAAAGUUUUGGUAGUUUAGAAGCUAGAACAGGAUUUUAUCAUCUGAAAAUAAUAGCUGAAGACUGUUCUCAUCCAACAAAGUCGACAAAAUCUUGGCCAAUUACAUUUGAACAUAUUCAAUCUGAUUUACCAAUUUGGUCUAAAACAAAAUAUGCAUUUGAAAUAGAUUCAUUACAUAGACCAGGUCAUGAAGUUGGUAAAGUGAUAGCAUACACAUCAGCUAUAAAUAUGACAGAAAAUGAUAAUUUUUUAUACGGUGAUGAUACCGGUAUGUGCGCCUAUACAAUACAAGAUCCAAGUUAUUCAUUCGCAAUUGAUGGGCACGGUGUUAUCCGAUCUUUAGUAAGAUUUAAUAAUCAUACAGAUAUGUUAUAUGAAUUCAAUGUAACUGGAUUCGAUUGUCAUCUUCCAAUACCGUACAGUUCUACAGUACCGGUAGCAGUUUAUGUAAAAGCAAUAUGUGUAUCACAAUGGAAUGGUAUCCCUAAAGAAAUUGAGUAUUCUGCAUUAUCAAAUCCAUAUCCAUUUGCAUUGAAUGCGAAAUUUUUAAUUUGUCCACAAAUAAAUCAUAAUUUUACUCAUCUUAUUAAUACUAACAAUGAUAAUACAAUGAAUGAUAGCUCUGAUCAUUUAAGUGAAGGAAUCACUGAAUAUGAUUAUUGUCCAAUAGAACAAGUAACAACACGUAUGAAAAUUUUAUGGAGUAAAGAAGAUAUUAUUAUAAAUGAUGAUCAAACUAUUCAACCAUCUUCAUCAUUAUCAGCAGCAACAACAACAAUAGAAUCUUCUUCUUCAGAAUGUGAUUUGGAUUAUUAUUCAAUAAUGGCUAAUCGUAAAACAUGCAUCGAUUCUUCUCAAAGUAAAACUAUCGAUCUAUUACCAGAUAUUGAUGAACAACAACAAUUUAAUCAAAAUAAUCAUAUCAAUUUACCAAUUAUUGAAACCAUUCAAGGAUUAAAUGAAUUGCCUAAAAUCAAUAAAAAAGGUUAUCCAUCUGGUAUUUAUUAUUUUAAUGGUUCCAUGCAUUUUGAUUUAAACAAAUUUCAUAAAUUUCAUAAAUUACAACGAUUUGAUAAUCAAUUAUUUACAAUCAAUUUUUGGAUGAAACAUUCACCAAUAUUUAAUAAACAAUAUAAUGAGAAGAAUUUACUGAAUAAUCGGGAGAAUAUUUUAUGCAGUUCCGAUGAAUAUGAAAAGAAUCGGCAUCAUUUUGCUGUGUUUCUGCACAAUUGUAAACUGGUUGUAUUGAUACGUCGUGAACCAACCAAUGAAUUCACCCUAUAUUCUGAUUCGUCUCAAUUACUUCCAUCUCAAUGGCGUUUCGAUGUCGACGAAGUAUGCGAUUCGAAUUGGCACCAUUAUUCGUUGACCUAUCGUCCACCAGAAACGACACUUGUAAAUGGACAAAAGACACUUGCAUCCAACUCAGAAAGUGAUAUUGAAUUACAAUUAUAUUUGGAUGGAAGAUUAGUACCAAAUAAUCCUGAACUGGUGCAAAUUGCUGAAAAUAUGCCUAUGGUACAUUUAUCUGUUAAAAAUCAUGAAUUUGUUCGUACUUCAGUUGGCGCUUGUUGGCAUGGACGUAGUGCUCAAUUCGCUCAACAUUUUGUCGGUUAUCUUGCUGGUUUAACCUUUACAAAUGGAUAUAUUCAGUCAGAUGAGGAAAUACUUUGUCUGACCAACUGUGAACCACGUCUAAUUAUCAACGAUCCAACAUCAUUCAGUUCAAACACUAAUCGUUUCGAUACAACAAAUAUUCGUAAUUCUCAUUUGAAUAGUAUCAUUAUUCAAGCUAAAAGUUUAAAUGAAUUAUCGAAAAUUCUAAGAAAUGUGACAUUUUACAAUCCAAGAUUACAAUAUAAACCACGAUAUCGACCGGAACCAGUGGCUAUACAAUUAAAUACUUUGUUUGCCUAUGCAACAGAUUGUGAAAUACCCUCAACAUUUAAUCAAGUAAUUCUAAUUAGUCCAUUACCUCCAACUAAACAAACAUUAAUUUUACUUGAUACAUUGAAUUCAAAUAUUCGUACGGAUCGAUACCUUCAUAGGCGGUACCAUAGUCAUAAUCAACCAAAUCACGGUUAUCAGCCAUCGAAUGUUCAUCAAACGACAGAAAAACAACAACAAUUCCAUGAGUAUGAACAGAAACAUGAAAAAGAGAUCCCUGAAAAACUGUCUACCAUUAAGUUACCAGCUUCUACUCAACUAAACCAAUCGAUACGUCAGUCAUUCGAUGAAAUAUCAACAUCAUCAUCAAUCAGUUCACUAGUACUGUUUAAUACAGAACAAUAUGAACAUAUGAACAAGACAUUCACAUCGAGAAACGUCACAUUAAGUAGUUUAUCUACUGGAGUCUAUAUAUUUCCAUACAUAACAAUCAUGUGGAAGACCCCAUUGGAACUGUUGAAUUCACAUAAUACAUCUUCAGAAUUUGAGCAAACAAUUUCAUCAUGUACAAUUAAUUUAUGCAAAAGUGAUUCAUUCAAUACUGUAGAGAAUAUUCUGUCUAUUUCAGAAUAUAUUUUGUUAAAUCCUAAAUAUAUCAAAAAUGAUAUAAAAGUAUAUCAACGUUCAAAUGGAUUUCUUAUUCAUGGUAAUUCCGGUGUAUUAAGUUAUAUGAAUGCAUUGAAACAUAUUCAAUGGUUAUGUAAAGAUGAACAAACUAAUUUAACUAGACGUUGUUUUAAUGUAUCAUGUGAAGCUAUAAUUCAAAUCUAUGAAAAGGAUCAAUUCAUAAUAAGAAAAAUUCAUAGCAAUACUAUACAAUCUGAAUUUAAUAUUUAUCAUGAAAAAUCAUCACAGCCGUCGGUUAUUCCAUCAAGCGUGCAACAGCAUUCAACAACACUAUAUUUGAGAGGAAAACCUCGUCUGGUAAAUAAAAGGGAUAUAAAUAAUCUUCAGCCAGCUAUUUAUUUACACAAUAAAACAAGCACUUGGAGUAAGGGUAUUUUACUACUUAUCAGCUCUUCAAUUAUAGCAAUUCUCUUAAUAUUAUUUGUUGCUAUGAAACGAAUUCAUCGUGUUUAUUUAAAAUCGGAUCAGUUUGAAUCAAAAAUUCAAAAUUUUAAAAUAACAUCAUUUGAUCAUAUUAAUUCAUUAAAACAAAACUAUUUGAUAAAACAACAAAUGAAUAAAUUACAAGAUGGAAAACAGUUAGAAACUAGUGCUGAAAAAUUAAGAAAUUCAAAAUUGAAUGAUUAUAAUUCUCAAACGAUAAUAAAUCAUCAUCAACAGCAACAACAACAACAAUAUGAAAAUGAACAGAAAGUUCAACCGAUACGAAUUACCCCAAAUCCAUUUAUGAAUCAAUCUAAUAUGAAAGAAUAUGAAGCCAAAACUAUUUUAUUGGAUGAAAAACGUUAUGAUGCCUCUUUGAAUAUGUCAUCAUCAAUAUAUAACAAUAAUAAUAAUCGUAAAAGUGGAUCACCAAUUGUAUGUAAUCCAACAAUUCAAUUGUAUGAAAAUCCAUUAAGAUCUGAUGAAGAAGAUGAUGAUGAUUUUCAAUGUUCAUGCAGUGAAAAUGAUACUGAUGAUCAUAUAACUUUAAAUAAUUAAUUCAAGAAAGAAAAGAAUCUAAAUGAAUUCAACAAAGAAGAAGUUCAUGAAGAAGAACAACAACAAGAACUAAUAUAAGACAAUAGUUAAACACAAACAAACAAAAACAACAACAUGGACACAUUGAAUUUCUUUACUCUACUCAUUUAUUUCUAAUAAUUAUGAUAAAUAAUCUUUAUAAUGGCAUUUAGUUUAGGCUUAUCUUUCACAUUCUUGUUCAGUCAAUAUGUUUACUUUAUUAUUGAUUCAUUUUAUUGAUUAAGUUAUUUAUCAAAUUUUUUUUUCUUUUUCAAUAUAUUCUCUUAUCGGUGAUCUUUGUCAUAAAAAGGGAAAAAAAAAUUUCUUUUUCAUCAUUUAUUAUUUGCACUUUAUACCCCCUACCCCAUCACCAUCACCACCCAUACCCUGCAUUAACUCACAUAUUACAUUUUUGCACUGUUUGCAAUAUUUUGGUAAUCAUAGUCAUACAUAAUGAGUUUCAAAGUACAUUCACUACCUGUAUGGCAUUUAUUCGUUAUUUAAAAGAACUAUUUUUUUUUCCAUUUUGCUGAGGGGGGGGGCUGGAUGUUCUUUCGAUAUAAUUUUUAAUUAGUAUUAUUUAUUUUAAUCGUACUUUUAUUCAUGAAUUUAGUUGUUCAAAUUGUUUAGUAUUUAGUUCACUAUCCUAUACAUUUUCAUCAUAUCAUCAAAUAUAUAUAUAUAUAUAAGCGUAUACAUUCAUUUGUAUGUUAUUCACUUCAUUGUUGUUAGUUAUUAACAUUCUAUGAGAAAAAUGCUAUCAUGAGUUUGUCCAUGUUGAAUGUUUCUUCUAACAUUCAGCUGAUGAGUUCCAAAUGGGACGAAACAUGCGUCCUGGAUUUCGUUGCUAGCCACUAACUCUUGUUUGCUUUAAAAGCUUGUGACUUAAGGCUAUAUCAAGUCAAUCCUCACAGAAUGUACAUAUGCCAACAUGAGAUACAAGUAAAACAAAACCAAUUGAAUUUAACAUAUUUACUGUUUAUGAGAUUUGAUUGUGUUUCAGUAUCUAAAAAAUUUAGCCUAUUAUUAUUAUUAUUAUUAUUAUUAUUAUUAUUAUUAUUAUUAUUAUUAUUAUUAUUAUUAUUAUUAUUAUUAUUAUGAAUCUGUCAAAUUAAGAAAUUGAAAUUAGGUGAAUCAAAAAUAAUAAUGCAAAAUAAAUACAACUAAUCCGUAAAGGACUAAUCAUCUAGCUGAUAUUUGUCAUGGUUCUGAUCACUGUUAUGUAAGUUAAGUAAGCAGUACCAUAUUUCUGUUAUUUUUGGAUGUACUGCUAAUUCAGGAUUACACGUAGAAAUCACUGAAGUUCCUACAGCCCAGUAGCAUAAUUUUGAAUAGUAUCAAAGUUAUUGAACAGCUUAUAUAUGGUUAAAUUAUAAGAUUCACUGAUGAGAACAAGCUAUUCCAUGAAGCGCAAUAUUGAUACAAAAAGAUGGUAGACCUCGCAAGAAACCGAAAUAGCUAAGCAGACUGUUUGGACAAGAACAUAUAUAUGCACUGUUUACCGAUCUCGCUAAAGUAUAUGAGGAUUAUCAUACUUACGAAGCGAUUGCAAAUCAGUUUCACAGGUGUACAACGAGAAACUCAUGUUCUCAAAAUUCUACGACAAGAUCGAUUAAAUAUAAUUCAAGUGGAUAAAAUCGAUUGUAAGGAUAUUUCACUCUCAGUACACUACUAUUGAAUAUCUGAUAGAAUGAGUUAAAGCCUUAGAAAAGCUUUACUUUUUAGAAGUCAGCUUUGUGUGUUGACUGCCAAAUUGUUGUUAACACUGUUUAUGACCUGGUUCCUGCGUUUACUGUAAUAAAAUACAACACGGAUCAUUUGGUACCAAUUCAUGAUGGUGCAACAGAUGUGACGACAGGUUAGAGGAAUAAAACAUCUGAGAAUCGCACACAAAGCUGAACUGUUCUUGCUAGCAUACGUAAGAUAGAGGGCUACUUUUUCAUAGCUUACAGGUUUCUAAGUAGUUUACGUUACCACAGUAAGAUAUCAAUACCUUAAAUUCACCACAGAAAUAUCAAAAGUAACGGUUGAGGAACUCAGAAUUAAGUGAACAUUCAGCUGAGAUUAAGUUUUUGACCAUAACUAGUCUUUUUUACCCGAAACGCUCUUCAAUUGAUGUGGCUGAAAUCACCGUAGAUUUUAUUAAGAAGAUAAGAGGUACGUAAAUGCACACUCAUUGACUGUCUUCGUGUAUUUGAAACAGUGAAUGAAUAUAUAAGGCAAGGAAAUAUUUUAUCCAUUAGUCUCGCUUACCUCUAUUCACGUGGAUUUAGGGUACAAUACUAUGGUGUCUGAUGAAUAAAUGAUCAUACUCAUACUCAUUUUAGAGGCAAGAUCUGACAACGUAUAUGGAUAUCAGGUAUACAUUGGUUCAGUUGCGUGAUUAAUUAGGAUACAUUAUGUAUGAAUCAUUUGAUCUUUCUUAUGUUUUUUAUCCUACUCGUUUUUUCUGUUAAUCAUAUUUCACUUGCAAAUUAUUCUAUAAAUAUUUUGAACACAUUGACUGAGUGAUACUCUGAACAGUUUGGAAUCAUUUCAAUUAAAAUGGAAAUUAGUCUGUUUAAAUGAAAAUUUUAACUUGUUUCAUAAUGAUAUUGUUGCUGUUAAUUACAGUGCAAGUAUCGAUAUACGUUCGAUUUUGUUACUAAGAUGUCUUAUUCUAGUUUCUGUUCAACACUACUAACACUUUGAUUCAAUUGUACUCAUUAAGUCCCUG